GAGUGGGGAGAGAGAGAGGUAAUCCUCAGCUCGACCACAGACGGGCAGAACGCUGGACUGAGCCGCCUCUGGAUCUGGAUGCGGGCAUCCUCGGAUUCUGCCGCCUGCUCGGGCCCACUGCGCGCAAACUUAGCGGGACAGCAAUGGUGCACGCCUCGGCGGCGCAAUCGGCGGCUCCCGGUCGUGUAGAGGAGCGGCGAAUGCGCUCAAUGUGACGCUCGGCCGCGCGCGUGGUGUCGAGUUUAUUGUUCUGGUCCGAGACGCGGAGCGACGAGUCCCCGCGAAGAUGUUGAGCCGAUUCAUGAGUGGCAGCAUCAGGAAUCUCGAGCGGGAAUACAGCUGCACCGUCAGGCUGCUGGACGACACGGAAUAUACGUGCACCAUUCAGCGCGACGCGAAGGGACAGUAUCUGUUUGACCUCAUCUGUCACCACCUCAACCUGCUGGAGAAAGACUAUUUUGGCAUCAGAUAUGUGGAUCCAGACAAGCAGCGGCACUGGCUGGAGUUCACCAAAUCCAUCGCAAAGCAAAUGAAAUCUCAGCCUCCGUUCACCAUGUGUCUGCGAGUCAAGUUCUACCCUCCCGAUCCCGCUGCUCUCAAAGAGGAGAUCACUCGAUAUCUUGUCUUCCUGCAAAUCAAGAGAGACCUGUACCACGGACGGCUCCUCUGUAAGACCUCCGACGCAGCCCUGCUGGCCGCCUACAUCCUUCAAGCUGAGAUCGGCGACUACGACCCCGGGAAGCAUCCGGAGGGCUACAGCUCCAAGUUCCAGUUCUUCCCCAAGCAUUCCGAGAAGCUGGAGCGGCGGAUCGCCGAUAUACACAAGACGGAGCUAAUCGGCCAGACUCCUGAAACAUCAGAGCGGAAUUUCCUACAGAAAGCCCAGAUGCUGGAGACAUACGGCGUCGACCCACACCCGUGCAAGGAUGUGUCCGGGAACCCGGCGUUCCUCGCCUUCACGCCGUUCGGCUUCGUCGUGCUCCAGGGGAACAAGAGGGUGCAUUUUCUCAAAUGGAACGAGGUGACCAAGCUGAAGUUCGAAGGCAAGACGUUUCACGUAUAUGCAAAUCAGAAGGAGGACGUGAAGAUGAUCUUGACUUACUUCGCACCCACGCCCGAGGCGUGCAAGCACCUCUGGAAGUGCGGCGUGGAGAACCAAGCUUUCUAUAAGCUUGAGAAGUCGAGUCAGGUGCGCACGGUGUCCAGCAGCAACCUGUUCUUCAAGGGCAGCCGCUUCCGUUACAGUGGCCGAGUGGCAAAAGAGGUGAUGGAGCAGAGUGCCAAAAUCAAACGCGAGCCUCCAGAAAUUCACAGGGCCGGCCUGGUGCCGAGCCGCAGCUGUCCGUCCAUCACGCACGGGCCUCGCCUCAGCAGCGUGCCGCGCACGCGCCGCCGGGCCGUGCACAUAUCCAUCAUGGAGGGUCUGGAGUCCCUGCGUGACAGCGCCCACUCGACACCCGUGCGCUCGGUCUCCCACGGGGAGUCCUUCAUGCCGCGCUCCCGGAGCCAGGCCACGGACGCCAGCGACGGCAUGGCGGUGAUCUCGGACGAGGCCUACAGCCCGUCCGACAGCGUCCUGCCCACGCCGGUGGCCGAGCACAGCAUGGAGCUGGCCGUGUCCCGCCAGAUCAACGGGGCGCCCUGCAGCAUUGAGGAGGAGAAGGAGUCGGAGGCGGGCACCCCCUCCCACGGGGAAGGGAGGGAUUUUGUGGAUGGUAGAUUUGCACAGGAGGGCGCAGGGGGGGACUCGGCCCUCAGCGAGGUGGAACAGGUGAAUAAGUUUGUCUUAAGUGUCCUCCGUUUGCUCCUUGUGACCAUUGGACUCCUCUUUGUCUUGCUCCUCCUCCUCAUCAUCCUCACCGAGUCAGACCUCGACAUAGCAUUUUUACGUGAUAUCCGCCAGACGCCCGAGUUUGAGCAGUUCCAUUACGAAUACUUUUGUCCCCUCAGGCGGUGGUUUGCCUGCAAGCUCCGCUGGGUGGGCGGGUUGCUCAUUAACAAGUGAGAGUGAGGUCGUAGAGUUCGUAAACCUGUCAGGGCUCUGUGAAGACGGUUAGGACUCCGGAGUGAUGGAGGGCGGCCUCGUCCCAACCAUGAACCCCGCUUCUCCCAUCAUCCUCCUGCAGACACACAGCUUGGACCACUCCUGGUAACACUGGGCCAGGAUCUCUCCUCCCCUCCUCCACUUUGAGUUAACCCCACCCACCCAAACCCCUUUCGCUUUGUUUUUCUCGUUUUUCUUCUUUUUUACGAAGCCAGAAGAUCUUUUUGUUUUGAUUUGAUUUUUUAUUUCGACUCAUUUCACGUCGUUUAUUUUUUCAAAAAAUUAAACAUUUCUUUUUAUAGGAACAGGAUAUUUUACGGCAACCCAAGAGUGUUGCUUCCUUUUGUUAUUUAUUGUUAAACCUUUAUUUGCAUAAGAAAAGAGGAGGAGAUAGUGAAUGGUAAUUGAGGAAGUUGAUUUGUUAUUAAUGGUGGAAGUGAGUUAAGUUAAAGCUGAUUGGUCGACUGCUGUGAAGUAUUUGUAAGUAGAACGUUUUUUACACUAUUUCAUACACACCACUAGACAAAAACAGCUCAGUUGGACAUGAAAAACAAUCUGAGGAGUAAUAAAAGUUUGGUGAAGGAAAAGCACACGGUGAUUAUCAAAUGCCUUUAAUGGAGCCGUCUGGUUGGUUUGUUUUAGGACACAAUUCCUCUUUAGGAGACCGUGGUGUACAAAGCAAACCGCUAACGAGCAGUGUUGUUUUUCUAACAUUUUAUAAGGACACAGUCCAGUAAACCAGUACCGAUAGUGUUAUGUGACCCAGUAGUGUCAGAUCGCUUAGAGAAAUGUCAAGCAAUGAUUCACUGGUACCAAUAGAUACUAGUCUACAUAGAUGUACAAUGCUAAUUAUAAUAAUUACAGUACAUACUUCUGAAUGUGCCCAUUUGCUCAAUUCUGUUAUUUCUCCAAUUGAUUUGAUUUUUCAUCAACUUGAAAUUCAACGAAUUUCAAAUUUUUUCUUUGUAUGAAAGAGUUUACGAUUUAUUUUCGUUUCAUCAACUCUGUUUAUGUAUUAUAUUAUAUUAUUAUUAUUAGAAUAAGAGCAAUGAUGUACUUUUUGUAAAAAUUAGUUUGUUUCCUAAUAUAUAUUGACAGGUUUUCCAUGUAUAUUUUAACAGAACUGAAAUGUUAUUUUGUUAUUGCAGAUUAAAUUAUACCUUUUUUAGCGCUGUGUUUCAGUAAGGUCAGAAACUUUGACGGAAAUGUUAAAGGGGGGACUAAAAAAAAAUCUAAAACAGGGUCUUCAUCCAGAUCACACUCCUCAUCACUCCGCCAGCAUCAGUAUGGGAAUCACCUAGCACCGCAGAUACCAAAUAACCCAAAAACCACAUUCAUCUGUCAUGAACGUUACUGUAUCUUUUUUUUACUUGAAGACUUUGUAGAGGUGACUGAGAGCCUGACUGAUGCAAUGACAACCGAUUCCCCCACCUGUGGUCUAAAACCAAGGAGCCGUUAACCGACUUAAUGUUGAAAUAUCAUAUACUUUUCUGGUUUCAGCAUCACUGGUGUGUGGGUCACCUGCUUUUAGCUUGUUAAGCUCUAAAAUGAUAAACAAAUCAUUGCGUAGUGAAUAAAUCAAAGAUGAAGAAUUAAAUGGGUGUAAAACGGUAAUAAGGUUUGAGGUACCUCAUGAACUUUCUUCUGAAUCAUGUCCUAAUUAAUUUUCAUACCAAGUCUAAAUAAAAGCAAAUAUUAAUGAAUAUUAUUUGAAAACAUAGUAUAUAUAAACCAAUAUUGAAACGUCGGUCAGGCUCUAGACUCUUCUGCCUUAGCUGCAGGGAGCAAUAAUUGUCAUGGCUGCUGGACUCUGUAAAAUCAGUUUUUGAAUUGCACGUCUACCUCCUGUACAGCACAGGUGUAAGUUAGUGUGUCUGCACGAAGGAUCGGAAGCAAGACUUGAGGCGAUAGGGAGGGAGGCUUAGGCAGAUAAUUGAAAAAUCGAUUCACAUGUUGGAAAGACUUGUAGGAAUGAGAGGGGAAGAGAAGGCUGAAGGAAAUGGGACGUUCAGGUGAUCGGUCUGCUUCAUUCAGCAUGGGGUUUGAUGAUAAUAUAUAAGUGUCGUGUGGUUCCAAGCCCACACCAUCCCUUAGAUGCUGUCAAAGGCAGAUGGUGCUACGCUCUGUGUAAUCUGAGCCUGUCCGUCAUUGGCUAAGCGUAGUGCUGACCCCAGAGUGGUGCACACUCUGGCAGUGUGGCUGGAUCCACUCCUGUAGCUCAUUACCCUUCACUAACCACAGUGACCUGAGGUGGAGGGAGCUACUCUACGUCGGCAGCUAACAGUGUAGUUUAGUGUUUCUAACGCAGGUCUGUGCAGUGAACAGCACAUGUAAAGAUGAAGCACACGUCUUCUAAGCAAGGAUGAAGCAGAGCGGAAGGGUUGACGUCUCUGUGGACACACAUACUUUAUAUUUAUGACUUUAUUGCUGAUGUAAAGGUCACAUGACCAGCCGGUCCGGCUCGCUAAGAUGUUACUUUGAAAAGUUUGCGAUGGUGUUUCUCAUACAUUUAUCAGCAUUAUGUAGCUUCUAUGGUCUCUGAACAUGCAACAGUUGAAAAAAGGCAGCAUUAUUCAAGGAGCAAUAAUCAGCUGCUAAAGCAAAAAGAUUUACAAUCGUGUGUAAAAUCUGAUGAUGAAAAUGUCCUGUUUCAUUCUGUUUUUGGAAAAAUGUACCAAAUUGCUGUUGUGCUGACUCUAAACAACGAUGUGACCACUGGGACAGUUGGUAAAUGUUGCAUUCAGACAUAGCCUUUUGAUGAAAACCCGUUUUCCUUGGAGAUCUGGUGUGGAUGUUCGUUCUGCUGUUUUUCGUAUUGUUUUCAUGGUGAGGUGACAGAGUUGCCUGGACCCUGAAGCUACACUUUACCAAAGCAGCAAAGCUGGAGGAGGGGAAACGAUGGCGGCAUCAACCCUGCGAGCCACACCCUGUUCACUGGGACACCCAGACAUAUCUGUCUUAAUUUGUCUCUGACAAACCUGACACUACAUUCAGUUGCUGUGUCAUGUUUACACCUUUUCUGUUCUUUUCCAUGAGACGGCUGAUGCUCGAUGCUCAAACUGAAUCUACAGAAAGGGCUCGAUAACAAACACUUGCGUGGUACAAUAAGGGAAUUUCAUAGAACCAAGUAACAAAUCUUACAUGUGUUAGAGGCUGUAGAAAGGUUUGAGUUCAUAUAUGAGGUUGUUUUGUGGCCGGUGCACUUUAGAGGCAUUUUUGUUGUUUUGUUUAAUCUGUAUUGCUGCAUAUUUUUAGCAACUAUCAGAAAAGUAAAGACAAAUCCCUUUAGAUGUACAACAUAGUCUGGACUCUAGUUUUGAAGAUUGCCUUUGGCGUUUAAUAACAGAUGAUUUUUUUUUUUAAAUAUACAUUGAUAGAAAAUUAAUUAUAGAACCAAUUUAUAUGACCAGAAACAUAUGAUUUAUGCACAAUUUGUUCCUGUCACACUGAUGUGGAUGAUGCAGGUAGAAAACAGGACUUGGGGACAGUCAUAACCAAAGAUGGUUGUAUCUGCUCUUUGCCCCUCGGUCAGCUCCCAGUGAACAGACCCUCACAACCAUGGGCACACAUCAGUGAGUGUAUAUGCAUAUCCAUGUCUGCUGGUGUGUACUGUAGUUGGCAUCAUUCUUAUCCAUCAGAGGUUGCUGUUUAAUUAUGUUCUAUAUACAAUAAUAUAUAAAUCCAUGUGCCAAAUCCCCUUCUUGUUCAGUCUGAUCCAUUCCAAACCCGCGUUUGUACUAUAAGUAACUUCUGUACAAGUCAGUAUGAAAUAUUGUUUCUCUCCAAUAGCCCCUUGUAACUGGUGCCAUUAAUUAAAAUCUAUUCAAACUUGAAAUAAACACUGAAUAAAGUGUGUUAA
Messenger RNA from Betta splendens (Siamese fighting fish), 5903 nucleotides. RefSeq names its product FERM domain-containing protein 5. Gene Ontology annotation, cellular component: cytoskeleton. NCBI's taxonomy places the organism in Eukaryota, Metazoa, Chordata, Actinopteri, Anabantiformes, Osphronemidae. The record is from RefSeq and is a predicted model, not a curated record. The coding region runs from base 287 to 2005 and encodes 572 amino acids. Gene Ontology annotation, molecular function: cytoskeletal protein binding. The transcript has 14 exons.